This is a messenger RNA of Lathyrus oleraceus (garden pea), 3018 nucleotides long. Its product is annotated as formin-like protein 2. The record is from RefSeq and is a predicted model, not a curated record. NCBI's taxonomy places the organism in Eukaryota, Viridiplantae, Streptophyta, Magnoliopsida, Fabales, Fabaceae. Gene Ontology annotation, biological process: actin cytoskeleton organization; actin nucleation. Gene Ontology annotation, molecular function: actin filament binding. Bases 243 to 2822 code for a protein of 859 amino acids. The transcript has 4 exons.
AAGACAAAGAAAAGAUCAAAACUUUUCAGAGAUUAGAUUGUAGUAAAGGAGGAGAAAGCAACAGCUAGCUAGAUAGCAUACCAUGACUCCACUACACUACAACAAUUCUCUCUAACACAGACACAGUUACUGUCGCACACACUAGCCCGCAGAUUUCACACAUCUACCACCUUCUCACUAAAUAACCACUUCUAAAACCAAAACCAAUGCACAAGUAUUGAACUUGUUCUUUCUCAAACAUCAUGUGCACAAUGUUCUUAACCAUACUCAGUAUUCUCUUGUUUUCAUCACGUGCUUGUGCUUCUUCUUACCACCGUCGUAUCCUCCACCAACCGCUCUAUCCUUCUAUCUCUCUUCCACCUACACAACCACCUUCCUCUUCACCUCAAACCCAACCCAAACCACAACAACAACAACCUAAGCUUCCAUUUUCUUCCAUUUCUUCUUCUUCUUCUUCUUCUCCUCCACUAAAGCCUUUCUUCCCUACUUUCCAAUCUCCACCACUCCCUCCUUCUCCAACUUUCCUCGCCACUUUUCCUGCUAACAUCUCCUCCUUACUCCUCCCACAGCCUCAUCCCCAAACCCACACCCACCGCACCGCUGCUGCCGUCGUUAUCUCCCUCUGUCUUUUCUCUAUCACCAUCCUCACCGUAUCUGCUAUCUUCGCCUUCUACCGUCGCCAUCUCAACCACACUUCUUCCUUCACCACCGCAAACGACGACAAUGCUUCCAGGUCUGACAGUCUCCGUUUAUUCCCGCCGAACACCGCCUCUUCAGACGCCGUCGACGGGAAGCCUCACGAUAAACCAACCUCCGGGUCUGAGAUAUUCCACCUCGGUACAGUAGCAAGCUCAUACGACACAACCGUUACAGCAGAAUCAACCUCAGGCAAUGACGGUUUCUCGCCGCCGUACUGGCAACUCACAGACUCCCCGGAGCUUCAUCCCUUACCUCGUCUACCACGUUACAAUGUCACAACAUGGACGAGUGAACUGAACAAAGAAAAAGAAGAAGACAAAAAAACAGAAGAUGAAGAAGAAGAAGAGUUUUAUUCUCCGAAAGAUUCUCCUUCUGGAAACAAACAACAGAGUCCUUCUCCUUCUUCUUCUUCACCGGUCGUUGCAGUUGCUGUUACUGCAACAAGCUCUCGUUCAUUCAACGUUUUCCAUUUUGAUAAAUUUGGUAGCAGAAGCUUCACUUCAAGAACACCUUCUUACCCCCUUUCUUACUCACUUUCUCGUUCUCCUUCUCUCAAUCUUAGUCCAAUCCAUAGCGUGAAAUCUUUACCUCCUCACAACCCUGCAUCCCCUUCUUUUUCUUCUUCCUCUUCGUCUCCAAUCCGGUUUGAAGAUUUUCGUUCAAAUUGGGAUGGUAUGAAUUCUCAGGCAACCAAACUGUCUCGUCCUGCUCCGCCGCCUAUGCCGCCGAGGUUUUGGGAGACUCCGGUGGUGGCUUCUCAAAAUGAUAAUGAGGAAACUCGAAAGCCAAAGUUGAAGGCUUUACAUUGGGAUAAAGUUAAGGCAAGCUCAGAUAGGGCCAUGGUUUGGGAUCAGUUGAGACCAAGCUCUUUUCAGUUGAAUGAGGACAUGAUUGAGACACUCUUUAUGAUAAAUAAUUCCAAUGAAAAUUCUGCUUUGGCUUCUAAAGAUAAAGCGCGAAAUCAAAUAUUCCAUUCUUCUCCUAUGCCACCGGAGAAUCGGGUGCUUGAUCCUAAGAAGUCUCAGAAUAUCGCCAUUUUGCUUCGGGCACUGAAUGUGACUAUUGAUGAAGUUUGUGAAGCCCUCAGGGAAGGAAAUUGUGAUACAUUGGGAACAGAACUUCUAGAAAGCUUAUUAAAGAUGGCUCCAACCAAAGAGGAAGAAGCUAAGUUGAAGGAGUUUAAAGAUGAUUCACCCUUCAAGCUAGGCCCUGCUGAGAAAUUUCUUAAAGUCAUGCUUGAUAUACCUUUUGCAUUCAACAGAGUCGACGCGAUGCUCUACAUUGCUAAUUUUGAUUCAGAAUUAGAAUACCUUAAGAAAUCCUUUCAUACUCUAGAGGUGGCUUGUGAUGAAUUGAAGAAUAGCAGAAUGUUUAUGAAGAUACUUGAGGCGGUUCUGAGAACUGGAAAUCGAAUGAAUGUUGGCACUGAUCGUGGUGACGCACAAGCAUUCAAACUGGACACGCUUUUGAAGUUAGUUGAUAUUAAGGGAACUGAUAAAAAGACUACUCUUUUACAUUUUGUUGUACACGAGAUUGUCAGAACCGAGGGUUCUCAUGCCGACUCUGUCAACAACCUUCAAUAUACACUUCAAGACGAGGUUGACUCCAGGAAGCUUGGACUGCAAGUUGUGUCGGGUUUGAGCGGGGAGCUCGCCAACGUUAAAAAGGCUGCUGUUAUGGAUUCAGACACGCUGAGUAGUGAUGUUGCUAAACUCGCCAACGGAAUUGAAAAGGUUGCGCGGGUUGUAAAAUUGAAUGAAGAGUCACCUUUGAAAGAAACUAACCAAAAAUUUUCUGAGGCAGUGAAAGGCUUCUUGGAGAGGGGGGAAGCUGAGAUUUCAAGAAUCACGGCACAAGAGAAAAAUGCUCUCGCUUUAGUGAAGGAGAUAACUGAGUAUUUCCACGGUAAUUCGGAAAAGGAAGAAGCUCAUCCGUUUAGGAUAUUUACGGUUGUAAAAGAUUUCCUCUCUAUACUAGACAGUGUGUGCAGGCAAGUUGGGAAAGCAAAUGAGAGGACUUUGGUCGGUUCACAUCAAUAUGUAAUGCCUGCAAUCUCUACACUGCCACCAAUUUUCCCUGAGUUUAGUGCUAUGCAGCCAUCCGAUUCCUCAGAAUCUGAUUAGCCUCCCACAAAAUCCAUUCUGGUUGGACAUUGUGAGUUAGUUUUAACAUGCUUAAUCAUUGAAAGGUUGGAUCUUAUCAUCCUUUUGAUGAUAAUGAGUAGCUCGUGCUAUCUUAGCACAUGUCUUUGUAACUAAAGAGUUCUGUACAUGUUUUUUCUAUUAUAUAACAAGUUUAUUAGUACCUCUUUAUCUGUCA